Limulus polyphemus (Atlantic horseshoe crab) is the source of this 4004-nucleotide messenger RNA. Its product is annotated as transient receptor potential-gamma protein-like. The record is from RefSeq and is a predicted model, not a curated record. The coding region runs from base 1 to 3543 and encodes 1180 amino acids. NCBI's taxonomy places the organism in Eukaryota, Metazoa, Arthropoda, Merostomata, Xiphosura, Limulidae. Gene Ontology annotation, cellular component: cation channel complex; membrane. Gene Ontology annotation, biological process: manganese ion transport; regulation of cytosolic calcium ion concentration; calcium ion transmembrane transport. The transcript is spliced from 15 exons. Gene Ontology annotation, molecular function: inositol 1,4,5 trisphosphate binding; protein binding; store-operated calcium channel activity.
AUGACCAUUGGAAGAAUAACAUCCAGAUGGCUUGCGACACAUUUCAACAAGUUAAACGUGGGAUAUAAGAUCGGCAGACACGGACGAAAAGAAAUGGAAGAUAAAGGUUGUCCAAUUCGCUUUUCUUUCAACUCUUGUCUUAAUCAACUCUCUGAUUCAAAACGAGAGGGUCAACUUUCGCUAGACGAGAAGAAAUUCCUACUGGCCGUUGAAAGAGGUGACUUAGCUUCAGUUCGUAGGUAUCUGGAGAAUAACAAUGACACGGGUUAUAUCGACAUUAACUGCGUCGAUCCUUUGGGCCGUUCUGCACUCUUGAUGGCUAUUGACAACGAGAACCUAGAGAUGCUGGAGCUUCUUAUUGAGUUUAAAGUGGAAACAAAGGACUCUCUACUACACGCCAUCAGUGAACAGUACGUAGAGGCGGUGGAAGUGUUGCUGGAACAUGAGGAGAGUAUCCAUACGGAGGGCGAACCCCAUAGUUGGGAGGCCAUAGACAGAGACACAGCAAUCUUCACUCCAGAUAUUUCACCCCUGACCCUUGCUGCACACCGAGACAAUUAUGAAAUUAUCAAAAUUCUGUUGGAUCGUGGAGCUACACUUCCAACCCCUCAUCACGUCCGGUGUGGGUGCAGGGAGUGUGUGGUAUCCAGCUCUGAAGACAGUCUGCGACACUCACGUUCUAGGAUUAACGCCUAUCUUGCUCUGGCCUCACCCUCACUCAUCUCGCUCUCUAGUAAAGACCCUAUUCUGACCGCCUUCGAACUGAGUUGGGAGCUGCGCAGGUUAAGUUUUAUGGAACACGAAUUUAAAAACGAGUAUCAGGAACUUUGCCGACAAUGUCAAAACUUUGCUACAGCUUUGUUGGAUCAUACUCGCAGUACGUACGAAUUAGAAGUGAUGCUUAACUACGACCCCAGCGGCCCUGCUUUUCACCAUGGUGAUCGUAUGCACCUGAGUCGUCUGAAACUGGCUAUCAGAAACAAACAGAAAAAAUUCUGCGCCCACCCCAACGUCCAGCAGCUUCUAGCGUCUAUCUGGUACGAAGGUCUACCUGGGUUUCGGCGGAAGAACGUUGUCUUUCAAGCCUUGGAAAUCUUCCGGAUUGGAGCUCUUUUCCCUCUCUACUCAACGGCCUAUAUUUUAGCUCCUCACUCCCGCUUUGGCCGAACCAUACGUCGGCCUUUCAUCAAAUUCAUCUGCCACUCCGCUUCUUACGUCACGUUCUUAUUUUUACUUAUUCUUGCGUCACAACGGGUCGACAGUGUGCUGAUUAGCUGGUUUGGUACGAAGAAGAAGAAACACGGUUUGGUGAAUGACCUGAUAACGAAACGAGGAGCACCUCCGACCAUCAUUGAAUGGAUGAUUUUAGCUUGGGUCGCAGGGUUAAUCUGGAGCGAGAUCAAACAACUAUGGGAAUCAGGACUUAUAGAAUAUAUCAGUGACAUGUGGAAUAUAAUUGAUUUUAUUACCAACUCCCUUUACGUGGCCACCGUGGCGCUUCGAGCGGUUGCCUACUUUCAGGUACAGAAAGAGAUAGUACUAAAUACUGGCACUGCUUAUCUUCCCCGAGAACACUGGGAUGCCUGGGACCCUAUCCUUAUAGCCGAGGGACUUUUCGCGGCAGCCAAUAUUUUUAGUUCGCUGAAACUAGUAUACAUCUUCUCGGUAAAUCCUCACCUUGGCCCCCUCCAGAUAUGUCUGGGCAGGAUGGUUAUUGACAUCCUCAAGUUCUUCUUCGUCUACACGCUGGUAUUAUUUGCUUUUGCCUGUGGGAUGAACCAGCUGCUAUGGUAUUACGCUGACUUGGAGAAGAAAACGUGCGAAGAAAGUCUGAGAUCCCCCCACAACAAAACAGAUACGGCAGCGUGUUUAACUUGGAGGAGAUUUGCCAAUGUGUUUGAAUCAUCACAGACGUUGUUUUGGGCAAGUUUUGGUUUGAUUGACCUCGACAGCUUUGAACUUACCGGGAUUAAAACCUAUACCCGUUUCUGGGGGAUGUUGAUGUUUGGUACCUACUCUGUAAUCAACAUCGUUGUCCUCCUGAAUCUUCUCAUCGCCAUGAUGAACCAUUCAUAUCAAAUCAUCUCGGAGCAUACUGAUAAGGAAUGGAAAUUUGCACGAAGUAAAUUAUGGAUGAGUUAUUUUGAAGAUGGCGCCACCGUUCCUCCUCCUUUCAAUAUCAUACCCACUCCUAAAAGUUUUUAUUAUCUCCUUUGCUGGUUUGUCAGGAAGAUCUGUGGGUAUUCACGAUCAGCGAAGAAACAAAAUCUUAAAACGUACCGGAAACAAGCCAAAAAAGCAAGUGAGCGAAAUCUCCGUUAUCAAACCAUCAUGAGAAAUUUAGUUCGUCGGUAUAUCACUAAAGAACAAAGGCGUGCCGACAAUCAAGGCGUGACUGAAGACGAUGUGAACGAGAUUAAACAAGAUAUCUCAUCUUUCCGUUAUGAACUAAUGGAGGUCUUAAAAAACAGCGGGUUUAAUACUUCAGUUGCAAAAGGACAAAUGCAGGGUGUUGGUGGCAAGAAAGGUAGACUAAAGGAGCGUCGUUUGAUGAAGGGGUUCAAUAUCGGUCUUGUCGAAGGGUCAACAAAACCAGACUUUAACCUAAACAUCUCUAAGAAACCAGCAACUAAUAGGUUUGUGAAAGUUGCACGAUUAGCCUGUGAAAAGAAAAGUGCGAAAAUUCGAAAAUGGAAUAACUUAAUGGAAGCCACAAAGAGUGCACGAACUACUCUUUAUAAAAGUCGAAGUGUGGAAUCCAAAAGUGAUCAAGAUUCUUCAGAUAACCACAGUCAGUGUGAAAUGUCUAGUGAGUCCAGUAUAAGUAUUGUUUUCCCUCCAGAUACCUGUAGUGCAGAGGAAGCUAAAAAGGAUCAACUCGAUACAGUCACUGAACUUCCUGACACAAAGCUAGCCCGAUUUGGACGGACAUUUGGAAGUUUGAAAUUUAACCCUUCGAAAUUAAAGCUUGUAUUUCAAGACCAAACUAAAUACUCAUCUCCCAGGGUUCAGUCAAUUCCCAAAUUAAUAGGAAUUCCAGAGAAUAAAGAAAUCGAUAGGACUGUUAGUGCUCCUGGCUCCACUGUGCCUCAAAUACCACCAAAAACGCGUUCUUUGGAUUAUCCAUCAGACGACAUUCCUUCUCCUUCAGAAACUUUCAUCCCCUUAAAACUAGUCGUCCCCGAAAGGAGUCUAUCUCCAAUUCCGAGUUACGCUGAAUCCAAAUUUGUUACUUCAGAAACUACGGUAAAAUCAAAGUGGGAUUUCUCAGAACUUCAAGAAAUUCCAAAGCAGGACCAAAGUGAACAGUAUAAUCUUUCAAAAAAACCUUUCUUUAUUUCCGCAGGAGAGGUAAAUCCCGUCAUUAGCUACUCUUGUAGCCGUUCUGGUGGCAGACCUAUUCCUGAAGUUGCCAAUAACAACUCAUCCUUGGAACAGCCUUUGAUGAAGUCCGAUAAAACAGUAAACGGGUCUAUUAAGAUCAUGUCGCAAUUAUUUGGAAUCGAACCAGCAGAGAAACAAAUGUCUAUGGGCUGGAUAUGAUAACUUAGCAUUAUCUAGUCUUGCAUUAAUAUUUUUGUACAGAGAUGAUAUACCAGCUAUGUAAAUAGGCUUAAUUAGGCACACGGAAAAUGUUUUCUUUGAAUCAAAAAAUAUCUUCUCAUCACUGGCGCUAUUAAUUUACAGUCAAUUAUUUUGAAAUAUACAGUAAUUGUUGCAAACUAUUGGUCUACAAUCAAGAAGAUACAACUAACUUGUUUUGUUAAUGUAAUUUUAGCUCUAGAACUCUUUCUACGAAAGAGGCCUGACAUUUAUUAUAGGAUCAUUAGAACAAUAUAUAUAUACGUAGAUCAUUAAAAAUCUGAAAAGUUUAUUCACUUUAUGUAACUUCUGUGUAUUUUAAACUAACAAAAACUUUACACACACUGCAACCGAGAAAGAUAAAACAGAAUAAUGGCUGAUUUUAGGAUUUGUGUAAGUGACAAUUUUAAACUACAGAGUGU